GCCAUAUAGCCAAACAUGUUUUGUAUAGCCACAUAUGGCCGAUGUUGCCCCGAUGGGUGGCCGGACGAUCGCUAGGCUAUCGAAUUCAACUGCAAUAUUGCACAGCCAGUUCUCUUGUUGUUUCAGUCACUCUCUUUGCUAUGGCAUAGUGUAUCCUUUUCUACGCGACAUGACGUUUGCUUUGAGUGAAGUGUGCCUGUUGCUUUAUUCUGUGUUUUGCGAUCAGCUGUAUUUGUCGUUAAAUUAAAUAUUUAUUAAAAUUUAGGCUACUACGUAAAAAUGACUGCUACGUGGUCUAACGAGAAAAUUACUGAUUUCAUUAAUGAAGUACAUUUAUACCCUGAGUUGUGGGAUAUAAAAACCGGCAUAUACAAAGAUAGGAAUGCUAAAAAAGAUGCAUGGAAUGAAAUCGCUGAAAAGUUUGGCAUAACAAGCAACGAGGCUUACAAAAAAUUCAGAAGCCUAAGAACUUACGCAAAUAAUGAGGAGAAAAAGAAGAAAAGUGGUAGUGCUGGCGGUAAAACAGUAAAGUGGUUUGCUUACGAUGCGCUAUCGUUUCUCUUAAAACAAAAUUCCGCUAAUAUAGGAUUAGAUAGUGAAAAUGCAACUUCUAACGCGACUGAAACUACACACACUGACAUCAAUGCUGACCCACGUGAAUUCGUAGAAUUAGAAACGACUGGCUCUUUGGAUGCCGUCGAUACUACUCCAAAACCACGAACUAAAAGGUCCAAGACUACAGAUCCACUAUUAGAAAAGGCUCAAAAUAUUAUACGCGAUGCUGGCGAAAAAAAAAACGAAUAUGCUGCUUUCGGAGAGCAUGUUGCCAACAAAAUGAGUAAAUAUGACGACUACACGCGUUCGCAGGCUGAAUUGAAAAUCAUGAAAAUACUAUUUGAAUGUGACAUGACAAUGUACAGAACUCGAGCUGGUACUUCAGAAAGUCUAUAUUCAGAUUUAUCCACACCACCUCCUCAAAAUCCUCAAUCUGAAGAUAACGCCGUUUCAGAUAAAACACAGUCAAAAUUAAAUUAUGAAGAACUUGUGUCGUUUACUAUCCAAAAUGAUGCAUGAAACUGAAAAUUAGAAUUUUUAAGGACUACCAAAUUUCUUACUAUGAUUAGCCACUAAUUGUUAUUACUAGAAACCUUUUAUUAUUAAAUUUAAAAAGUACAUAAUAAUUACUUUAUUACUAAUUACUCCUUAUUAAUAAUAUUUAUAAUAGCAAACUUAAUAAACCUAUGUCAACUUACCUUGAU
Molecule: messenger RNA, 1259 nt
Organism: Pieris napi
Lineage: Eukaryota; Metazoa; Arthropoda; Insecta; Lepidoptera; Pieridae
Exons: 2
Coding region: 280-1074 (264 amino acids)
Source: RefSeq, a predicted model, not a curated record